Messenger RNA from Laccaria bicolor S238N-H82, 1263 nucleotides. RefSeq lists its product as uncharacterized. Bases 1 to 1263 code for a protein of 420 amino acids. The transcript is spliced from 4 exons. The record is from RefSeq and is a predicted model, not a curated record. NCBI's taxonomy places the organism in Eukaryota, Fungi, Basidiomycota, Agaricomycetes, Agaricales, Hydnangiaceae.
AUGGCUCUGGUCCUGCUGUUCAUCUUGCUCAAUAUCCUGGGGCAAUUUGGGUUGGCCGCCCUGGUUAAUCAGACCAUUGAUGAUUACUUUGGCGAUCCAAUUACUGGCACAUUUCCAAUCUACUCCCCUGCAAAUUUGUGGCAGCAGGGCAACGGUUGUAUCACAUGUGUAGUUCGGCCAGAUACCUCGAUACCUUUUGACGGAACAUGGCAUGAUUCCACUUUUUUCGUGGGAGGCGCUACACGCUCUGCUGUUUACGCCUUCUUUAUCACCGCACCAAUAAUUCCAGGUGUCAAUAGUUCGCUCUUUGAAACCCACCUCAAUAUUACACUCGACGGGAAUCUCAGUGGCAAUUUUGAUUCUAUCCCUAGCGGAAGUAACUACGGUUACAACCAGCUAGUGUACGGGAAUGCAAGUUUAAACUACGGAAAACACACGUUGGUGAUAUCCAGCGGAGGCCCGAGCCGAUCUAUCUUGGAGUUCGACUAUGUUAUCUAUACCACUGACGAUGGGACAACGUCAUCCCUUACAGCCCCAGUUGGGUCACCGACUGGGAUAUCGACAAAGUCGUCUUCAAACCCAUCCUCUGCUACCUCAUCACAGACUACCGUGCUUCCCAACGUGACCUCAUCCGCUACUGCAACUCAUCAGCCUGCCCUGAUCGGACCUAUCGUAGGGGGCGUUGUUGGCGGAGUCGCCGCCAUUGCGCUCGUCAUCAUCUUCAGCUUCUACCGUAAUCGUGACCGCUCGACCGCCCACGAGGUUGAGGCAACGGAUCAGGCCAUUCCUGUAGGCCCUCAGACCCCCAGGACUUUGAUAGUCACACCCGCUGAAAUAGACCCCUUCAUCAUCCCACCUAGUCAAGCCUCUUUCUAUGGAACUGCACAAAAACAACAACUGCGUCAUACCCCAAGCUCUACCCGAACAACGGUUGACCCUCGCCAAGUAGAGCUGAGUAGACGAAUGCAGGAGCUUCAGCGAGAAAUGGCCUUGCUACAGUCACAAAAUUCACCCUCCUCACAGCACCUUCCUUUGAGAACUGAGCAAGGGAAUGAUUGGAGGUCGAAUGUUGAGCUGCUUCGUGCUGAGGUUGAAAGGUUGAGGCUUGUGAUGCACUCGUCGCAAGGUUUGACAGAUCGGCCCCCACCAGACUACGCUUAUAGCUUUAGGGACGAAAUAACAUCAUCGGGGGGUAUGUCGUCACCUGUAUUAUUUUGUAACCUUCCACAUGUGUUACCCGUCGACGCCGUGCAAAUGUUGUAA